Molecule: messenger RNA, 1131 nt
Organism: Adineta ricciae
Lineage: Eukaryota; Metazoa; Rotifera; Eurotatoria; Adinetida; Adinetidae
Source: the annotation of a GenBank genome assembly
AUGAUCUGUAAAAUAUUCUUCAUUGUUCUUAUUUGUUCAAUUGGAACAAUUCAUAGUUUAUUGAAUGUUCAAGAUUUUAUCGAUUCGAUUUUAAUCAACGAAAAAAACAAAAUCAAUCUAAUUGAAAAUGAUCCAAUUUUAUUUCAACGAAUUUAUAAUUAUUUUCAAUUACAUUAUCGUAAAGAGAAUUUCAACAAAAAAGUCGAUUGGAAAAAAUCUGAACGUACUCAAAUCUUUAAAUCCAAUUUAAAAUAUGUUCUUCAACAUAAUGAAAAUCCAUUGAAUACGUUUAAAUUAAAAAUCAAUGAAAUGAGUGAUUGGACUGAUUAUGAAAGAGAUCAACUUCGAACCAAAAUCACCAAUGAACCAUUAAAUCGAAAUCAACUAAUUCAAUCACGUCAACAUAUUCAAAUUCCAGAUUUUUAUGAUUGGACCAAUCAAAAUCGUGUUCCAGGUGCGGUAACACCUGUGAAAAAUCAACGUCAUUGCGGUUCAUGUUACGCAUUUGCUAUGGUUGGUGCUUUAGAGAAAACUUAUGCUCAAAUUUAUAAUCAAUCAGGUCCAUUAAGUCCACAAGAAUUAAUCGAUUGUUCAUAUGCAAAUGGUUGUGAAGGAGGAAGUUUUACAGAUACAUUUAAUUAUAUUCGAGAUAAUGGAUUUCGACUUAAUUUAGAAAAAGAUUAUCCAUCAACAAUUGAUGGAAAACAACGAGAAAAAUGUGAGAAAAAGACGGGAGUUCUUCUUUCAUUUAAUUCGAAAUAUCCACUUCAAUAUGAACAAUUACCAAGUGAAGAUGAAACAUAUAUGAAACAAGUUGUUUAUACACGUGGACCAAUCUAUUUCUCAUUUAAUUGUGGAAAACGUGAAGGAAAUGAUACAAUUUUACGAGAAGUUUCAAAUAAAUUUGAUCAUUAUGCAUCGGGCAUUUUCGAUGUUCCCGGUUGUCCAGCUUAUCGCAAUAUGAAUCAUGCUUUAGUUAUUGUUGGUUAUGGUACAGAAAAUGGAAUUGAUUAUUGGAAAGUCAAAAAUUCCUGGGGAACUUCAUGGGGUGAUAAUGGAUAUAUCAAAAUCCGACGAAAUAAAAAUAUGUGUGGAAUUGCUUCAUAUCCUUAUUAUGUGGGAUUAUUUUAA